Messenger RNA from Aspergillus novofumigatus IBT 16806, 213 nucleotides. RefSeq lists its product as uncharacterized. NCBI's taxonomy places the organism in Eukaryota, Fungi, Ascomycota, Eurotiomycetes, Eurotiales, Aspergillaceae. The record is from RefSeq and is a predicted model, not a curated record. The transcript has a single exon. The annotation marks the transcript as partial.
AUUCUUAAAAUCCUGCUUGCGGACGACAGACUUGACUUAUCCUGGCAGGAUGGCUGUGGCCAUACACCCCUUAUUUACAGCAUUUCAAAGGGCCAGAAAGCUAUGACAAAGCUGCUCUUAGGCCACUCAAGGCUAUACAUGGAUAAUCUGGAUCCAGCUAAUCAGAUAGCACUGUGGCACAUGGUGCAACAAGGCAAUGAAGACCUUGCCUAA